Messenger RNA from Aspergillus melleus, 795 nucleotides. RefSeq lists its product as uncharacterized. The record is from RefSeq and is a predicted model, not a curated record. Bases 1 to 795 code for a protein of 264 amino acids. NCBI's taxonomy places the organism in Eukaryota, Fungi, Ascomycota, Eurotiomycetes, Eurotiales, Aspergillaceae. The transcript is spliced from 2 exons.
AUGAAGUGGUCAGACGAUGAGCUCCAGAGGUUCGAACCCUUCAUGGAACGCGAAAUCCUUGAAGGAAGCUCGUGGAAAGAUCGAGUCCGGCGUUGGAACAAUGAGUUCAAAGAAAAAAAACGUACAGCUAGUUCCCUCCGGGGGCUCUGGAAUCGACUGGACUGGGGCUGGGUUCCAAAAAGACGAAGGGGCAGCAGGGUCGAGUCGACCGCCGGCCGAAUCAUUAAACCUACCGGAUCCUCCGGGCGCCUUUCCCAGCGAACUCGCUUACAAGCACGGCUAUCACGGCGGAGCGCAUCCCCGAGCCCCGAACCAUCAUCGCCCGUAGCGCCCGUGGGCAGUCCGGAGCGGGAAGCGACGCCAACGCAAAAAAGGGAGCCAACGCCAGAGGCUCCACUUUCACAAGUGCGGCCAGCUCGCAAGUCUCACACAGCCCAAAAAACACCACGGCGGGACCGGGGUCACCGGCAGCCGAGGCUGGCCCAAUCCCCAGUAGGCCUCGGAGCUGGCGAGGUUCCCAAAGCAUUGAACGCUCCUGCUCACGAGGAUACUGUGAACUACGAGCUGGCCGGGAGCCUCUGGAUCUGCGCGAAAUAUAUCGCCAUGAAGCACCAACCAUCCUCCCCCACACCCCGAUACCUGUCCAGCGGUCCCGCGAAGAUCCCAACGAGGACGGUCCACAAAAUCCAGACGGCUCGCCGGUAUCCGGCCGAGUCUACCCGGCGACCCUUUCGCGACACCGAUGCAACACAGGGACACCAUGGAUCGAGGAGCAAGGAGAUUGGAGAGAGAUGA